Molecule: messenger RNA, 917 nt
Organism: Xenopus laevis (African clawed frog)
Lineage: Eukaryota; Metazoa; Chordata; Amphibia; Anura; Pipidae
Product: traf2 and NCK-interacting protein kinase-like
Exons: 8
Coding region: 22-744 (240 amino acids)
Source: RefSeq, a predicted model, not a curated record
GGGGGCGGCUCCAUAUAUGACAUGAUUAAUACCACCAAAGGCCAAUCCCUGAGAGAGACCUGGAUUGGAUAUGUAUGCAAAGAAGUGUUAAAGGCACUCAAGCACAUCCACAAGAACAGGGCCGUGCACCGAGACAUCAAGAGCCCGAACAUAAUGCUUACAGAGAAAGGGAAGGUGAAGCUGAUCGAUUUUGGACUCUGCUGGGACCUGGACCCACAGACUGGAAAGUGCUAUGAGAGUGAAGGCACUGCGCACUGGAUGGCACCCGAGGCCAUAAGGAGGAGAGGCAAACCAGUGGCGUAUGACACCAAAUGUGACAUCUGGUCGAUGGGGAUUACCGCCAUCGAAAUGGCCGAGGGAGAAACACCAUAUGCCAAUCAGUAUCCAGUGUCAGACCUCAUACUGAACAACGAUGCACCGGAGCUUCAAUCAAAGACCUGGUCACAGAAUUUUGUGUCCUUUUUGAAGUGUUGUCUAGAAAAGGAACCAUCAAAGAGGUGGAGCGCUGAAGAACUUCUGCAGCACCCGUUCUUAACUGAACUGCCCCCAAAGAAGACGAUUAGGGCUGAAAUAAAGAAACACCUUCAGGUGCCGCAGAACCAUCUGACCAAGAAAAGAUUGAAGGGAGUAGCUGUCUGGACCAUGAAGAAGCUGCAGAGUGCUUGUUCCUUCUGCACUCACCAGACAUUGCCAGAACAAAGCGUGGCUGAGCAAAUGGCACUGGAUGGCUUUCCCUCUUACUGAUCUUGUGGCGAAUAACAUCAAUGCUCAAGAUGAUUCUCCUGAAUAACAUCCAAGGAGAAAAAUCCACAGGGAAAGCACCAGUGCCAAUGACAGCUCCACCAGAACCAUCUGAACCACCCGUGUCUUGAACAUCCACUGACAGUGUCUUCACCUUCAUCCAGAGCUCCAUACUU